Molecule: messenger RNA, 1168 nt
Organism: Vigna radiata var. radiata (mung bean)
Lineage: Eukaryota; Viridiplantae; Streptophyta; Magnoliopsida; Fabales; Fabaceae
Product: protein-L-isoaspartate O-methyltransferase 1
Exons: 5
Coding region: 28-963 (311 amino acids)
Biological process (GO): protein modification process
Cellular component (GO): cytoplasm
Molecular function (GO): protein-L-isoaspartate (D-aspartate) O-methyltransferase activity
Source: RefSeq, a predicted model, not a curated record
GAAAAGAAAGAGCGAGAAAAGAAGAAAAUGAGCGUGCACUUCCACUACUACCCUUUCCCACGGUUGGCUUAUGGUUGCAACUAUUACGCUUCUUAUGCAACAAAACGCACUCUCUGCAACCGCCGUCGUGUUCCACCGCACUCUUCCAGCUUCUCCGCCAUCACCAAUCUUUUCUUCCAAAACCCUAAUUUCAUCACGGGGAACACACUCUUCCUUAGGAUGAAGUGCCCUCUUACCAAGAGGAGAAAGAAAAGAGAAAUGAUAGAUAACGAAAUGCGAUUUUGCCCUGUGAGUGGCACGAGUAAGAUCAAAGCGAUGGUGGAGAGGUUGCAGCGAUGUGGAGUGAUCACAUCAAGUAAAGUGGCUGAAGUAAUGGAGAAAGUUGACAGAGCGUUGUUUGUACCUGAUGGAGCUGAGCCUUAUGAUGACAGUCCCUUGGCCAUAGGAUACAAUGCCACUAUAUCUGCCCCGCAUAUGCAUGCCAUUUGUCUUCAGUUGCUUGAGGAUAAGUUGCAGCCUGGGAUGCGUGCUUUGGACGUGGGCUCUGGAACGGGGUAUCUGACGGCGUGCUUUGCCUUGAUGGUUGGACCCCAAGGACGUGCUGUUGGUGUAGAGCAUAUUCCUGAAUUGGUUUCUUCUUCAAUUGAGAAUAUUCAGAAAAGUGCUGCUGCCACACAAUUGACAGAUGGAUCCCUUUCUAUUCAUGCUGGUGAUGGGAGGGAAGGUUGGCCAGAGUUUUCACCUUAUGAUGCCAUUCACGUUGGAGCAGCAGCACCAGAAAUUCCCCAACCACUUAUUGACCAGCUGAAGGCAGGAGGUAGAAUGGUGAUUCCUGUUGGAAACAUAUUUCAAGAUUUAAAGGUGGUGGAUAAGAAUUCUGAUGGUUCUAUCAGUGUCCGGACUGAGACGUCUGUUCGUUACGUUCCCCUCACUAGUCGAGAAGCUCAACUGGGAACUUAUUAAAAUGGAGCCAAAAUAUGGAAUACUAAUAUUUCAGAUGUCAGUGUUGGGAUCUUGGAUGAACACAUACUGUUAGAAUUUGUACAGUUAAAAGUUUCCUGAAUCUUGUAAGGCUUACAGUUACAGAUAUCAAGUCCUUGGAACAUGCCACCCUUAUUCGGGUAGAAUUUGUAUAGUAUAAAGUUUCAUAUUCUGCUUACUAGAUUAA